AUGAUUGUUGUGGCUGUACCUCUGUUCUUCCUGGAGGUUGCUCUUGGUCAGUUUUCCCGCAAAGGACCCAUAGGGGUGUGGGCGAUGUGUCCUCCAAUGAAAGGUAUCGGCUAUGGUAUACUUAUUCUCAGCUGUGUGAUCAUCCCGUACUACAGCAUGGUAUUUGCAUGGGCCCUCUACUACCUGUACAGCUCCUUCUCCAUCGACCUGCCUUGGGCAACUUGUGGCAAUUCAUGGAACACACCGCUGUGUGUGGCUGCUGGAGAGUCGAGACGUACCACUAAUAGUUCGGCAGAGAUUGCUAUGCUAAGUCUCAACACCACGGAAACGAUGGAUUCAAACCAAUCUGAAACAUUUACAAAUGCAUUUGGUCACACUUCAACGGAGGAGUUUUGGCAAUACAAAGUCCUUGUUAUUUCCUCGGGCAUAGAAGACAUGGGAUCGCUGCAGCCGCAUCUCGUCAUUUGCUGGUUUCUUACCUGUCUGAGCAUGUUCCUGUGUGUGAUGAAAGGUGUCAAGUCUCUUGGAAAGGUGGUGUACGUAACUGCGACGAUGCCAUAUGUCUUGUUGACUGUGCUGCUGGUCAGAUCGUGCAUGAUGCCGGGUGCUGUGGAUGGGAUUUUGUUUUACCUAACUCCAGAUUUCAUGCGUCUUCAAACUACCCAGGUGUGGUUAGAAGCAAUUCUUCAGGUUUUCUUCUCUUCGGGGCCAGCUUGGGGAUCGCUGAUUGUCAUAGCAAGCCACAACUCUCCCCACAACAAUAUUGUCAGAGAUGCUUUACUAGUUACCUUAUUAGGCGAGUUGACAAGCGUGUAUGCCGGUUUUAUUGUGUUCGCGACAGUCGGUUUCCUGGCUCACAAUCUUGAGCUACCUGUUGCUGACGUCAUCACAUCAGGUCCAGGCAUUGGAUUUGUAGUCUACCCUGAGGCAGUAUCACUUCUUCCUGUCCCCCAGCUGUGGUCGGUGCUCUUCUUCUUAGUCGUGUUGAUGAUGGGCUUCGACACCAUGGUAUACCAUUGGUUUAGGCUGUUGCUGAAUCAUGUGAACUUUUUGUGGUCUCUGGUGGUCUAUUGCUCGUAUUCUAAGUGUAUGAGAUUGAAUAAUGGUGUAUGUUGUGAUUGGAGUGAAAUACUGUCGAAGUGACGUUGAGUUAUACCUCAAUCACUCACUGAUUGCGUGUUUGCAAUUUUGAUCCUCCGUCAGUAAGUUACCACAAAGAAGCCACUAUAAUGUAAGAGACAAGUGAGAACUUGUGAGUGAGAGUUAGUUGGAUGUAAGGCCACUCUGAAGAGUAUUUCCGUCAUGACACUGCGUGUGGCACGGAAAGCCCAAAGUGAUUGGAUGGCCGAGGUGGUCACCUUUUCGA
Messenger RNA from Haliotis rufescens (red abalone), 1366 nucleotides. RefSeq names its product sodium- and chloride-dependent betaine transporter-like. Bases 1 to 1143 code for a protein of 380 amino acids. The transcript is spliced from 7 exons. The record is from RefSeq and is a predicted model, not a curated record. Gene Ontology annotation, biological process: sodium ion transmembrane transport. Gene Ontology annotation, cellular component: membrane. NCBI's taxonomy places the organism in Eukaryota, Metazoa, Mollusca, Gastropoda, Lepetellida, Haliotidae.